GUUUACGUGUCAUCAUGUUUCCCCUCAUGACUUGCGGCUGUGUUCUCGCCUUGAAACGCAUUGACGUGUUGGCCUUGCGAGAAGGUGACAUCAUAUCAAAUCACUUAGCCGGGCCACUGCUGCAGAAGGACUUCAGUUUCCAAAAGGUGUGUGAUGUUGAGGAAGGUCUGCGGGUCGUACCAGGGGCAGAAGUUUGAAGUUGACGAGCAGCAUGUCAGACAAGUCGCGUCCGUCCUGCAGGUCAGCAAACGCGGCGCUUGUCAUUUGAUAUGUCACGAUGAGGAAGCCGGCGCAUAAGCCCCUCUUGAUGUUCUCCAGCCGCUGAAUCAUGGGAAAUGCGGAAAGCCAGCACGGGGAGCACGCCUUCUUCGGUGCCGAGCGUGGCUAUUUGUCGCGCAAGCAUAUGUCGCGCUCGCUUCGCAUCUCCAACAAGCAGUCGCGGCGCUGCCGGCACGCCUCGUCGGGCAAGAUAGAGCACAGGAACUCGGAGGCCAGCACGCGCUCCAGCAGCACCCCCAGCAUCCCGCAGUCCCUGGCCGAAAAUGGGUUGGAGCCCUUCAACGAGACCAACGUCCUGCCGGACUUCGGAAGCCCCAUUUGGGUGGACCGCGUGGCCAUGAACCUGAGGCCCAUGUCCUUCCACCGCGACCCGGCCAGUCCCGCGGCGCACGGCAACACGAUGCUCAUCACCCUUCCCGGACCCACCGCGGACGAGGUGCAGGAUGAGGACGGAGACGCGGGCGAGGUGACGUACCUGCGGGACCCCCGCGACGGCUCCAAGGAGGCGGCCGGUUUUAAGAAGAAGCGAUCCAAGUCGGCCGACACCUGGCGAGACGACAGCCUGGAGUUCUCCCUGUCGGACCUCAGUCAAGACCCCCUGACCAGCACGGAGGAGAUGAUCACUCCCUGCGCCGAGCGGGACUCGAUGGACCGCGAAGGCCCGCUGCAGUCCAGCCCCGCCGAUCCCGCCGACCGGGCCAACUCCUUCGAUGAGCUGUACAGCCAGAAGACCCCCGGUUGCAGGCAACCACACGGCCGCUACGCCAAGUGGCGCGACGGCAAGCGGGUCGAGGGUGACGACGACAAGACGAUCUGCGAGGACGACGGCAACGCCUACGCCGCCUUCACGCUGCCGUGUCGACGCUCGCAUUGCCUCUCUGAAGGCCUAGGCCGCGGAGCCCAGGCCGCCUUGAGUGCCAGCAUGCGGGGCAGGAGGGCGCAGACCACCCAGGACGUCACCGCCGGCGAGGGCAGCGAGUACGAGGACAGCGGCAUCGACGGGGUGACGGCCGAGGCCGAGUCCCGCCGCUACAAGACCAUGUCGGCCUCCUUCUCCGUCUGCUCGGCGGCCGGCGGCAGUGUGUUCGCCGGCAGCGACAGCGGCAGCAGCAGCGCCGGCGGCGGGAGCGGCGGCGGGACCGCCGACUCCCUGCACUUCUCACAUUCGGCCCCUGGAGAGCAGAAUGCAACUUGUUGCGUCUCAUCAAUUUCUCUCGGCUCCCUCCCCCCCCGCUCAGGCUGCACUCUGUUCUUCUACGAGACGGACGGCCGCUCGGGCAUCGACAACAGCAGCGUCCCCAAGUACGCCAUCUGGGCGGACAACAGCAUCGUGCAGGCGGUCCCCGAGCACCCCAAAAAGGACUUUGUGUUCUGCCUCAGCAACUCGCUGGGAGAUGCCUUCUUGUUCCAGACGUGCAGCCAGACGGAGCUGGAGAACUGGAUCACGGCCAUCCACUCUGCGUGCGCCAGCGCCGUCGCCCGGCAGCACCGGCGCGAGGACACGGUGCGCCUGGUGCGCGCCGAAAUCAAAAAGCUGGAGCAGAAGAUCGACAUGGACGAGAAGAUGAAGAAGAUGGGCGACAUGCAGCUGGCCGCCGUCAGCGACGCCAAGAAAAGGAAGACCAUCCUGGAUCAGAUCUUCUUGUGGGAGCAGAACCUGGAGCAGUUCCACAUGGACCUGUUCCGCUUCCGCUGCUACCUGGCCAGCCUGCAGGGCGGCGAGCUGCCCAACCCCAAGCGCCUGCUGGCCUUCGCCUCGCGCCCGACCAAGCUGGCCAUGGGCCGCCUGGGCAUCUUCUCCGUCUCGUCCUUCCACGCGCUGGUGGCGGCUCGCACGGAGAGCGGCGUGAGGCGACGGGCGCACGCCAUGUCGCGCUCGUGCAGCAAACGCAAGAGCCGCUUCUCGUCCCUCUGGGGUCUGGACACCAACUCCAAGAAGAAGAGCAGAGCCCACCCCAGCAUCAACCAGGUCUUUGCAGACGGAGAAGAGCUCGUGAAAAGGACUGCAGAUGGAAUAUAUGCUGAGUCGGCAAAGGAGCACCAUUCGAGCGAAGAAGCAUCCGGGAAGAGCGUUUCCCGGCCCGGCGCGGAGAGUGACGUUUGGGUGCCCGACCACGUCACCCCAUCAUGGGUGUGUUUGCCCAACGACCAGCCGGUGCUGAGCAUCAUCCAGCCCGGCGAGUCGGCGCUGUGCGUGCUGGAAACCAUUUGCAAGGCCCACCAGCUGGAUCCCACCAAGCACUACCUUCGGCUCAAGUUCCUCAUCGACAACCGAGUGCAGUUUUACAUCCCCAAACCGGAGGAGGACGUGUGUGACCUGCUUUACAAAGAGAUCGAACUCUGCUCCAAGAUAACAAAAGUGGUCCAGUUUGACCGAGAUGAGUCGUGCAUGAUCGGUUAUGGUUUCUCCAUCUCGGUGGUGGAGGAGGACCGAGUGCAGCAGCUUUACAUCACCGACGUGAGGGCGGGCGGGCUCGCCUUUGCCAAAGGUCUGAACGCGGGCGACGAGAUCCUGGAGCUGAAUGGGAAGGAGGCCCACAGCCUGGAUUUCUCCGACAUGAAGGCGGCCUUUUCGCUGUCGUCGCUGGCGUUGACCGUCAGCACGCUGCCGCCGCUGGAGCGCCGCCAGCUAUGCUUCCUGCCGCCGCGGCGCUCCGACGCCGCCGAUGACCCGUACACGGACAUCUUCUCCCAGAGCCAAGAGGAAAUCCUGGACGACAGCGCUGGGCUGCUGCUGGAGAGCUCGGGAGAGAGCUUGGACGACGACUCUGAGAUCUUCGGCCACUUGGAGUGCAGCAAGAACACAGAGCAAGUGUCGGCCUUCUGCCGCAGCCUCUAUGACAUGAAUCCCCCGGAGUGCGCGUCCUCGUCCUCGCCCAGCCCGGACUCGCCUUUCCCGCCGGCGCUCCGGCAGCUCUCGGACGCCGACAAGUUGCGCAAAGUCAUCAGCGAGCUGGUGGAGACGGAGCGCACUUACGUCAAAGACCUCAACUGCCUCAUCGGGAGAUAUUUAAGCCCGCUGCAGAAAGAGUCCUUUCUCACUCAAGAUGAGCUGGAUGUCCUCUUUGGAAAUCUUCCAGAAAUGGUGCAGUUCCAGGUGGAAUUCCUCAAGACUCUGGAGGAUGGAACCCGUCUGGUCCCCGAUCUGGACAAGCUGGAGCGAGUGGACCAGUUCAAAAAAAUCCUGUUCUCCCUGGGAGGCUCCUUCCUCUACUACGCCGACCGCUUUAAGAUCUACAGCGCGUUCUGCGCCAGCCACACCAAAGUCCCCAAGGUCCUCGUUAAGGCCAAAAGCGACCCCGACUUCAAAGCCUUCCUGGACGAGCGCAACCCCAAGCAGCAGCAUUCGUCCACGCUGGAGUCGUAUCUGAUCAAGCCCAUCCAGAGAGUCCUCAAGUACCCUCUGCUGCUCAGGGAGCUCUACUCGCUCACCGACCAGGUUUCUCUCGGGGUUUUAGAGCGAAGAGCCAAAAGCGACCCCGACUUCAAAGCUUUCUUGGACGAGCGCAACCCCAAGCAGCAGCAUUCGUCCACGCUGGAGUCCUGUGAGUCAUUUAUUUUUAUGGCUGAUACGCCGACAGUUGAUUUGAUUGUGAUCAGAGUUUAUACGCCUGCUAUUAAAGGCGCUCCUUUCUCGGGGCGGCGUCGUGGCCCGUGGUCGUCCGCGGCAGGGCUCGGUCGCCACGUCGAUCGACGGGCAACACGGGUGAAUAUUUGGUCUUGUUACCAGGUGGCUGACUUGUCGAUGGGCGAUCUGCUGCUCCACACCAGCGUGUCCUGGAUCAACCCACCGCCUUCCUUAGGAAAGUGGAAGAAAGAGCCCCAGAUGGCCACUUUUGUGUUCAAAACGGCAGUGGUCUUUGUGUGCAAGGAUGGAUCCAAACACAAGAAGAAAAUGGGCGGCUCCCAUCGUGUGUCGAUGUCUUCCGAGGAAAAAGAUCCCUUCCGAUAUCGUCACAUGAUUCCGACGCACGCCCUCCAAGUGAGGCCGCUGGCGAAUGCAGAUGGCGAGGGCACCUCCGUGUGCGAGAUCGUUCACACAAAGUCGGAGUCGGAAGGUCGUCCGGAGAGGGCGUUCCAGCUGUGUUGCAGCUCCCCGGAGAGCAGGAAAGACUUCCUCAAGACGGUGCACUCCAUCCUGCGAGAGAAGAACCGGCGGCAGCGGCCAACAAACAUGCAUAUCGGAAAAGAUCCAAACCUUUUGGUCCAUAUCUGGCGGCGCGACCGCAAGCAAGUUUUUAUGAGGUCAAAUUCAAACCAGUUCCCAAAUUUUUGGGAGGUCCAAGGGACAAAUUUUCGGUUUCAAAGAUGGUCUGUACCCUUGUUCUCAUUGGUUUAUCGUGUCAUUUCCACAGCUUCUGCACCAACCAGAACCCUCGGUCGGAGGAAGCUGGUGCGCAACCGCUUCACCAUCGACACCGACAUCGUCUCUGACGGCGAGCCCGAGCGGGACCUGGCCUCGCCUCCGGAGCCCCGGGACGAGCGGACGGAGGCGGAGCGCGACCGGCUUCUGUCGUCGUCGUCGGACGCCGGCGACACGGACCGCUGGGUGGAAGAACAGUUUGACCUCAAAGAGUACGAAGACCCCGAAGAGGUGAAGGAGACGGACAUCCUGAGCGACGAGGAUGACGGAGCGCGCCUGGACGCCUCCGUGGCCGAAUUGUCCCUGCGAGGCGAGGGAUCGGGGAACGGGCACGGCGAGGCGUCGGCGGCGACCGCGGAAGACCACGACGCGGACCAGACUAACGUUUGGGUGCUGCGAGAGCAUCCGGAAAGCUCGCCCGACUGAAAACUGCGACUUAGUCAUCUUUGGAGGGUCUCCAUGGCGACGCAUGGGCUGGUAGAUACAAACUCUUGUAGUACAAUCAUGGAAUCGUAAUCACGUGCAUUGAUGAUUGGCGAUGUUUGCACACUAGGGCGGCGCUCUGCAGCCCAGCCUGCUGUUGCCAAAUUACACUCGUCACAGGAAGUUGGUGAAAUUGGGCUUUUGGGUGAAAUUUGGAGGAUGAGCCUAAAAUAACCUUUACCGAGCGCAAACUUGAUUUGACCUUGAAAAUUCCGCGUCCCUCUCUAUGCUCAGUGGCCACAUCCCUCUGAGAACAUCGUGUACUUGGUGUCUCUUGGUUUUUGGCUGUCACCUUGGUUUCACGUUGUCAAAAUGCAAACAAGCACGACCUGUUCCGAAUUUUGUCAUUUAGCCCCUAACUCGCCAAAAGUACUGAAAUGAUCUGACAUUUUUUUUUCAAAAGUUUAGGGAAGGUCACCUUUAAAUGCUCUGGUGUAUUUUAGGUUCAUCCCGAAACUUCACCUAACCGCUAACUUUUUGUGAAUAGUCGAUGUAUUUGUGUGACUCAGAUUGGAUUUUUCUCACAGACAUGGAAUACGUAAUAGCAGUUGGUGUGAGGUCGUGCAUCAUUUAAAGGACUGCUCCUCUUUCUAGAAAGUAUUUUCUUUACGUAAGGUAUUUUGUGUUAGAUUUUUAGACCGCUUUGGUUGGCCAGGUACAUUUUUGUAACAAUUUGAAAGUUUAAAGUGGUUUGAACUUAACAUCCUUUUUUUUACUUGAAUAUUUCAUGUUUUUGUUUACAUAAAACGUUUUUCCUCUUUUUGCUCUUCGGUAUUGCCUUUCAAAGAAAACUCAUUUGUCAUGCCCGCUCGUCUCAAUUUGCACAUGAGCUUUUUUUUUUUGUUUGUUUUUUGUUUCAAGAAAAACGGUCUUCACUGAUUACAAAGUACAGAUUUUUUUUUAAACUGUUAUUUAUUGAGUUGCAAAUAUAUUUGUAAGGACGGUCCAAAUGUGCUCGAGCAAUCACAGGAGAGGGAGGAUGUCGACUUUCUGUUCAGUUUUUGGUCCAAAUAUGUUAAAAUAAUUGCGCUACCGAGACUGCGUUUUUAUUAUGACUGUGCCUGUACAUAGAAAAUGUAUUGAUAUCAUAAUUACAGAAAAACUGUUGUUUUCUA
Hippocampus comes (tiger tail seahorse) is the source of this 6240-nucleotide messenger RNA. Its product is annotated as T-lymphoma invasion and metastasis-inducing protein 1-like. The coding region runs from base 329 to 5068 and encodes 1579 amino acids. Gene Ontology annotation, biological process: small GTPase-mediated signal transduction; activation of GTPase activity. Gene Ontology annotation, molecular function: protein binding; guanyl-nucleotide exchange factor activity. NCBI's taxonomy places the organism in Eukaryota, Metazoa, Chordata, Actinopteri, Syngnathiformes, Syngnathidae. The record is from RefSeq and is a predicted model, not a curated record. Gene Ontology annotation, cellular component: plasma membrane; cytosol. The transcript is spliced from 26 exons.